Messenger RNA from Psilocybe cubensis, 3090 nucleotides. RefSeq lists its product as uncharacterized. The coding region runs from base 1 to 3090 and encodes 1029 amino acids. The record is from RefSeq and is a predicted model, not a curated record. Lineage: Eukaryota; Fungi; Basidiomycota; Agaricomycetes; Agaricales; Agrocybaceae. Gene Ontology annotation, biological process: carboxylic acid metabolic process. The transcript is spliced from 10 exons. Gene Ontology annotation, molecular function: pyridoxal phosphate binding; carbon-carbon lyase activity.
AUGUUCCCUUCCAAUACUUCUAUCAGCUAUAACCCAUCCUCCAGUGGGCUGCACGAAACAGUUUCUGCUUGGUUUUUAGGUCCUCAAGCCGAGAAUGCCGCUUUGCUGAAAGAACUAUUCAACAACAUCGUGGACAGCCACGCAAAUGCUCGUCUAUCAUAUCAUCCUGAAGAUGGGGUCUUCAUCACUCAAGAUAUCAAACAGACCCCAGCGUUUAAUCGCGCGGUCAACGAUCUCCGACAGGAAUUUCACCGCCUUUUAGACAUGCUAAACGACAAAUCUAUCCCAUUCUACUCGCCCAGAUACGCUGGGCAUAUGUCGUUUGAGAGCAGUUUGCCCUCCAUAUUGGGGUGGCUUGCUGCGAUGUUAUUCAACCCGAACAAUGUUGCUUUUGAAGCGAGUCCAAUUACGACAUUACUUGAGCUUGACGCAGGUUCCCAGAUAUGCGACAUGCUGGGAUAUGCUCGCUCAGGCACGAUGCAGCCUUGGGGGCAUAUUACUUGUGACGGUACCGUGGCCAAUAUUGAGUCUAUGUGGGAAGCUUUGAAACCUGGAGCGCCUCUUCAUUUCGUUUCAAGCACACUCACAGUAUACAGCUGCUCGAAUCCAAAUGAUCCGGUACUUUUGAGGGACCUGGAUACAUGGGAGUUGUUGAACUUACAGCCGCAGGAGAUACUCUCCAUACCCGACCGCCUGCGCACUCAGUUUGGCGUAAGCCCCACAUUUCUUGAAAGGGCGUUACAUCCAUUCAGCGUUCAGUCAAUCGGGAAGGACAGCUUCGAGAAGAAGUAUGGAAUUGAACCACCCCAGUACCUCAUAUCGAGCACCAAGCACUAUUCAUGGCCCAAAGCAGCAGCUCUUGUUGGUAUAGGUUCGGACAACGUCAUCAAUAUUCCGGUCGAUUCGACUGCGCGAAUGUGCAUGAUACAUCUCAAGUACGCUCUUGAGCGUCGCCUACGCCAACGACAGGCCGUAUAUGCUGUUGUUGCCAUUAUUGGUUCCACAGAAGAAGGAGCAGUCGAUCCUUUAGAUGAAAUAGUUGCCUUGAAACAUGAAUACCAAGCAAGGGGGAUGUCAUUUCUCAUCCACGCAGAUGCCGCCUGGGGAGGAUAUUUUGCGUCGAUGUUGAGGGAAAAGCCUUCGCAGGGUGCACCCGAUGGAAUGCCUCCUUGUCCACGACGGUCUGCCUCUCGUGAUUAUGUGCCAACCACGUCGCUUAAGGAACACACUAUCCGCCAAUUCGAGGUCCUUGGAGAAGCUGACUCAGUAACGAUCGAUCCACACAAAAGUGGUUAUUGUCCGUAUCCAUCUGGAGGGUUGUGUUAUAAAGACGGUCGUAUGAGGUACUUAUUGACAUGGACCGCUCCCUACCUUAAUCAAGGCAAGAACGGCGAGAAUAUUGGCAUUUAUGGAGUCGAGGGCAGCAAACCAGGAGCGGCAGCGGCAGCGGUGUAUCUUCAUCAUGCGGUCGUCGGGCUUCACAAAGAAGGUCAUGGCAGCCUUCUCGGUGAGGUGUGCUUUAGUUGCGCUCGGAUAUCUGCAUACUGGGCAGCCAUGUCAGACUCUUCGACACCCUACAUUGUAGUACCGUUGAACAAGCUUCGUGCUGAGCCCAAUGCACUACACACCGAGCAAGAGAAAAAGUUCAUCCGAUGGAAGAUCUUGGCACGUUCCAAUAGAGAUAUCGCAUCCGAUCCAGAUCCAGAACUGUUUGCAGAGCUACGCGCACUAGGAUCCGACCUGAAUAUUAACGCCUUCGCUUGCAACUUCCGCAUACAAGAUCACCAAUACCCUUUCAAUUCCUUCGUCAAUGACGAUGUCGAAGAAGCAAACUAUCUCAACAAAUGCAUAUUUGACAGGCUUUCGGUGACAAAUGUCCAGGACAACCCGAGGAAAGUACCCAUGUACAUCACAUCAACGACAUUUGCGGCGCAGGAUUAUGGACAAUGUCUGGAUGUCUUCAAGCAGCGCCUGGGGCUUGAGAUUGACUCUAAACAGAGUCUCUUCGUUCUGAGGAACGUCGUGAUGUCGCCUUUUCAGGCAACCGCGAACUUUGCAGGAGAAAUAGCAGAGUUAUUCCGCCAGACGUUGAUUGAAGAAAUGAGCCACGUUGUUGCGCGAAAUACGAUUUCCCCACAGGAACACAUGUUCAUUAUGCAGGGCACGGACACGCUAUUCCUGGUUUAUCGACCUCUAUUCCAUAAAGCGAAUUCACGCAAGCAACUCAUAAUCGCUGCCAAGAUGUCAGGGAUACACUGGGCACGAUAUCUCAAGGCAAGAGAGGACCAUCCCGAGGAGAUCUUUACGAUGACAAUCCCCUCCACCACCAUCGAAGAAAUCGUAUCUGGUCAGAAGACCAAGGGGUAUAUAUAUUGGCAGGGGACCGUCGUCUCAGAUUGUGAAUUGGAAGACGUUAGCGUAGUGAAGAGCCGAUCUCUGCGGUCCAGGUGGAGAGAUUCGGAGUACCCUUCAGAGUUCUGCCCAUUCUACAUGUACGGAUCCGAGGAGCAACAGCAUAUUGAGCAUAUGCUCUUGAAAGCACCAAAUGCCCAGCUUGCCGCAGAAGACAUCGAGAUUUCAUUAGAUCGUCCAUUGCUAAAGAAGCAACUUGAGCGUGGACUACUUGCAUAUGUGAUGGUGCACGAGCAAUCGAUGCAACCGUUCGCUGAAGACAAUCCGCCGUUCUUUUUUUGCGCAGGAGCGAAGCUGGACGUGGAGAUUUACGAAGACCCAUUUACAUCCGAAGCCCAUGGACCUGGAUUAGCCCCCACAUUUAAUGACUUGGAUGGGCCCAGCUUCUACUCCCCAGUCGCCAGCGGGUCCAUUCAACUGGGAAGCAGGAUUUUCAUUGACAUGACAGGUUUGAACAAGCAAGACUUUAAGGCGGACAACCGCAUUUCGAGAUACACAGAAGUGAGCACGAGUGAAGAAGGAAAGGCUGGCUGGAGAAGCAUGGUCAUCGAUCGGAUGGAUCAGAGUGAACAGGCAAGACGCCAAGCUCGGGUCGCGGAGGGGUGGGCGACCAAAAUGAAACCACGCGUUUCAACUCCUUCCACGAACAUGCGAUCUUCUCCCCUGGCGAAGAACUAA